Equus quagga is the source of this 952-nucleotide messenger RNA. RefSeq names its product caspase recruitment domain-containing protein 19. Lineage: Eukaryota; Metazoa; Chordata; Mammalia; Perissodactyla; Equidae. The transcript is spliced from 3 exons. Gene Ontology annotation, cellular component: mitochondrion. The record is from RefSeq and is a predicted model, not a curated record. Bases 214 to 666 code for a protein of 150 amino acids.
UUCCGGGAUGGGGCGGGCUCAGCGCGGGCGGGGCCGGGAGGGUUGCUCGUGGCGACGACGCGUGCGCCAGGGGCGGGGCCUUCCGGGAUGGGGCGGGCCGAGCAAGGCGGGCGGUGGUAACUGGGCCCGCGGGCGGUGGCUAGACGGACAGACUGACAGGUGGACCGCGGCAGGAGGACGGGCUGCGGCGGCCGGGCGCGCCGUGCCACCGCAAUGACAGAGCAGACCUACUGUGACCGCCUGGUCCAGGACACGCCUUUCCUCACGGGCCCUGGGCGCCUGAGUGAGCAGCAGGUGGACAGGAUCAUCCUCCAGCUGAACCGCUACUACCCCCAGAUCCUCAGCAACAAGGACGCGGAAAAGGUGCCGAGGGGUGGGCCAGAGGCUGCUCUCCUGCCCCCUCCUUUCUGGGCUGGAGAGAGCGGGAGGCAGGACAGCUCGGAGGUGGAAGCUUGUCUCCUGGGGGUGCCCUUGGAUCCAGAACAUCAGCUCUCUGAGCCUCAGUGUCUUCAUAUGUCAUCGGGAGGUGCUGGGGGGAAUCACAGGAGACAACACAUGACAGCACGCCACAAACCUGGGAGGAGGAGCCGGGGGAGGUACCUGGACCCUGCCACAGUCCGCUUUGUAAGUUCUGCACUUCUGUGGUUCAGCUCGUGUUCCAUGUAGAAUGGUGCGCUGCCACCAGGUGGCAGCACAGGGCCACGGCUUCCAGGUCCUGGAGUGUCAAUACCAAGAGCCCUGUCCACCGACCUUUAGAACCACACCUUUCUCAGUUACACACGUCAAAAGAAUCAGAUUUUUUCUCCUUGACCCUGAAUUGUUUUUUAAAUACUUGAGUCAUAUUCCUCUAGACUGUAAACUACAAGAAGUUAUCAUGCCGUCACCUCACUGGUUGUCUGUGAUGAGCCCACUGUGUGGGUUUCUUAUUGCCUUUUUACAAAUCAGGAAACCG